GCGCAUCCCAGGCAGCUGGGCGCGUACGGUGCCGCGCACUCAGCAGCUAAUGGCCGCAAGUCGACUGCGCAGAACUAGGGGAUCAUCGGAAAGCAGCUGAGAGUGCAGGGAGAAGCUAAUCUGCAGGGGGCCAAGCAGUGACCAAAGAAAACUUUCAGAACUGAGAUCCGCUAAAAACCCGGGAAACUGCGCAGCAACCAAGACCCGUGGUGCUACGGCGGCGUCACCGCCCCUUUCCUUCCCCGCCCACGGCCUGCCAGGCCCCAGCCUGGAGCCAGGGGCGGGGCGACCUUUGCUCAGUCCAGGAGCCAUCCCAGCCGGGCGGGGUCAAGCGGUCUGGCUGAGGGCGGGGUGUCCGAAUCUCCCCGAGUCCGAGGUCUCAGAGUGCCAGGUGGCUCCGGAGCUUCUCGCGCUCACCUCCUGCCCCUCCCACCCAGGCUGGGUUUGGCCACCCAGUCCCGCACCUGGAUCCGCGGUUUCGGUCAGACCCGCCCGCGAACUGGUUUCGAUUGGGGACAGGAGCGGGGCGGGAGGGAGGAGCGGCCAGGAUGCGAGGAGGGGACUAGGGCGAGCCACGGAGUGGGGACAGACCCGUGCGGGAGACAAAGAGCGGCCGGAGAGAGCAGGGCGCAGCGCCACGACCCAAGGAGGCGCCCGAGCUGACUUCGGGGGUCAGAAGCCGGAGGAGCUUCAAUACAGAAGGCAGCAGGAGAGCCGUCGUGCGGCGGGAGCUCCCCGGGAUGCGGACGCCGGUGGUGAUGACGCUGGGCAUGGUGCUCACGCCCUGCGGGCUGCUGCUCAACCUGAUCAGCACACUGGCCCCCGGCUGGCGACUGGUAAAGGGCUUCCUCAACCAGCCGGUGGACGUGGUGCUGUACCAGGGCCUGUGGGACAUAUGCCGUGAGCAGAGCAGCCGUGAGCGCGAGUGUGGCCAGCCGGACCAGUGGAGCUACUUCGAGGCCCAGCCGGUGCUGGUGGCGCGGGGACUCAUGAUCACGUCGCUGGCCACCACCGCCGUCGGGCUGCUGCUGGCGUCGCUCGGCGUGCGCUGCUGGCAGGAGGAGCCCCAGUUCCUGCUGGCGGGCCUCUCGGGCGUAGUGCUUUUUGCCGCGGGCCUCUUCAGCCUCAUCCCGGUCUCCUGGUACAAUCACUUCUUGGGGGACCGCGAAGUCCUGCCCGCCCCGGCCCAACCGGUCACUGUAGAGGUUAGCUAUAGCCUGGUGCUGGGCUACCUGGGCAGCUGCCUAUUGCUGUUGGGAGGCUUCUCGUUAGCGCUCAGCUUCGCGCCUUGGUGCGAGGAGCAUUGUCACAGCUGUCGCAAGGCGACCCCAGCCGGGCCGCGCCGCAGCAGCAUCAGCACAGUCUACGUGGACUGGCCAGAGCCCACACUUACACCGGCCAUCAAGUACUACAGCGAGGGCCAGCACCGGCCGCCACCCACCGAAUACGGUGCCACUCGCAAGCCCAAGGUCGGUUUUCCCAUGCCGCAACCGCCGCCCAAGGCUUACACCAACCCGGUGGACGUGCUCGACGGGGAGGGGGGAAAGGCAGCCACCUCCCAGGGGGCAUCCUCACGCAGCACCCGGCCCUGUCACAGAUCGCUGCCCUGCGAUUCUGAUCUGUAGACCUCACCUCCUCCUUCCACCUGCAAGGCGGAGACCCUGGGCUUGGGAAUGCCUGCACCAUUCUACCUUGAACUUGCCAGCUGAGAAGCAGUCUGACUGGGGAUUGGAACCCCAUCACCUUCCUGAAACUGGUUGGAAAGGCGAUCUUCCUUUACUGUGACCAAACUAGGCUCUUUGGCUCUUUGGACGUUUAGUUCAGGCAUGCACUUAGCUUCAAAAAUGGCAUCUCUGCUCAACUGAGAGAAGCCACGUGAUUGAAGUCAACCAGAACUGGAUCUAAGGACAGGCACAUGGCCACAAAAUGAACAGUGUUGCCUUGCCACAUGUUCCUGGCCCCGAAGUAAUGAGACCAAACCAACCAUGGACUGAAACCUCUAAAACUGUAAGCCAAAAUAAACCUUUUAUCUUUAUAAGUUGAUUAUCUCAGGGAUUUGUUAUAGCAAUGAAAAGCUGACUAACACACUAAUUCUACCAGUGCUCAGGCUAGUGAGUUUACUACUUGAUUGUGAAUACUACGUAAGUAAUGGGACUAAUUAUGUACCUUAACCAGUUUGUGUAGAAGUACAUAAGGAUAAGAGAUUUACGCAGGUCUACAGGAAUUUGCCAUAGAAACAUUUUAACAUUUAAUGGGAAACACAAAGAUAUUUCCGAGAGAUAUGGGAUGAUGGAGUAUUCCAAAGUUCAGUAGAUUACAGCACUGUCAUAGUCACUGCAAGUUUACCUACCUUGUUGACUAAAUUUACUGUAAACUUUUAAGUCCACAAUCUUCUGGUCUACUUGGAACCACCGAUUUUCUAAAACUUCUGUUUUGCUGUACCAAACUUUAGUGAUUUGGGCUAAAACAAAAUCCAAUGAAAAAUCAUUAACAAAAACAAAAUUCUAUCUUAAGGCAACUUCCUGGGUAAAGAACAUGGUUCAGUAUGAAUACUUUCAUUCAUUGGCCUAAACCCCAGUUGAGUAAUGACAAUUUUACAAAAGAGACACAUAUUUUUCUAAACCUUAUUUCUGGAAGAGAAAUAAAAACCAUUAUAUACUUUCCUCCAUAAUAAAGUCACAUGUUUGUAAGCAUGACCAGAAUAUCCAUAUAUGUCCCAUAUAUAGUGAGUGAAUAUCCAUAUAUAGUGAGGAUAUGUGGAGGCACAUUCAAUGCUGGAUCCAUGCAAUUAAUGAGUAAUGAUUUUAAAUACUAUUCUAGAACAACAUUUCCAGAAAUGGCUUAUCUGCAACAAGAGUUACCAUGGGAUCUUAAAAUAAGAUGGCAAAGGUCUCAUGAUGUACCUAAUUAGAUAUCGAAGGUCUCACAAUGUACUUAAUAAAUUAGCAUCUCUCAAGUAGGAGCUGAAAACUUGUUUUUUUCCUUCCAAUUCUGAUGUGACUAGCCCAACUAGCCAAUGGACUGGCAUUUGAAAAUAUAAAGAGAUAAAGAUUUAUCAUAAACAGAAUUUUAUAGUUUCUUUAGACAUGAGUCAGAAAUUUAUACACCAAAAUCUAAUAUAUAUAAAAACAAUACACUAGAACACUGAUUUAGUAUAAUCCCUUUGAAAUAAGAGAAAUUCCAUGUUAGAAUGCUUGUUAAUUUACUUAAUACUCUCAAGGGUACUUAAUCAACCAAGAGAGGUACUGUCUUCAUUUUAUAGGUAAGGUAUUAGAACGACUGAUAGCAGGCAUACCACCUAGUUCUAAUUCCUAGCCCAGUUCUCUGUGUACUAUACCAUGGCUAUAGCUUGG
Molecule: messenger RNA, 3353 nt
Organism: Marmota monax (woodchuck)
Lineage: Eukaryota; Metazoa; Chordata; Mammalia; Rodentia; Sciuridae
Product: claudin-23-like
Exons: 3
Coding region: 741-1625 (294 amino acids)
Biological process (GO): bicellular tight junction assembly; cell adhesion
Cellular component (GO): plasma membrane; bicellular tight junction
Molecular function (GO): structural molecule activity
Source: RefSeq, a predicted model, not a curated record